AUGGCUUCCAACGCGACUGUCAACGUCAAGAACAUCGCCCUCGCGACUAGCGACGGCGAGAUCAAGGAUUUCUUUAGCUUCUGUGGCAAGAUCUCCGAUCUCAAGGUCACCACCGAGGGCGAGACCAAGUCGGCCGAAGUCACCUUUGAGAAGGAGACGGCCAAGAAGACUGCUCUCCUCCUUCACAACACCCAGCUCGGCACCAACCAGCUCUCCGUCACCAGCGCCGGUGGCGACUCUGAUGACGACACCCCUUACACCAAGAACAACGACCGUGACUCCGACGAAAUCACGCAAGAGGAGAAGCCCCGCGCGCGCAUUUUUGCCGAGUACCUCGCCCACGGCUACGUCGUUGGCGAUGUCGCCAUUCAGCGCGCCAUCGAGCUCGAUACCAAGCACAAGGUCUCCAACCGCUUCUUCAACACCCUCCAGAGCCUAGACACCAAAUACCAUGCCACCGACCGCGCCAGAGCUACCGACCAGAGCUACGGCCUCUCUACCCGCGCCAACUCCCUCUUCCUCGGCUUGAACUCAUACUUUGAGAAGGCUGCCCACACUCCCACUGGCAAGAAGAUUGCUCAGUUCUACGAGGAUGGUAGCCGCCAGGUGCAGGAGGUGCACACUGAGGCCAGACGGUUGGCUGAGCUGAAGAAGGAGGAGAGCGGCGGAAGUGCAUACAAGGCUUCUGGCCUUGAGCGAGUCUUUGGCAAGGAGAAGGAGACUGCCCCCGCUCCCCCCACAGAUUCGACUACAGCUCCUCCCCCCACGGAUCCUGCUCAGCCUGUGCCCACGGAAGCUACCCCCGCUGUCCGCUCCACCGAUGAGAAGACUGUUUAA
This is a messenger RNA of Ilyonectria robusta, 837 nucleotides long. RefSeq lists its product as uncharacterized. Bases 1 to 837 code for a protein of 278 amino acids. The transcript is spliced from 2 exons. Lineage: Eukaryota; Fungi; Ascomycota; Sordariomycetes; Hypocreales; Nectriaceae. The record is from RefSeq and is a predicted model, not a curated record. Gene Ontology annotation, molecular function: RNA binding.